This is a messenger RNA of Salmo salar (Atlantic salmon), 2025 nucleotides long. RefSeq names its product large ribosomal subunit protein mL54. NCBI's taxonomy places the organism in Eukaryota, Metazoa, Chordata, Actinopteri, Salmoniformes, Salmonidae. The record is from RefSeq and is a predicted model, not a curated record. Gene Ontology annotation, molecular function: structural constituent of ribosome. Gene Ontology annotation, cellular component: mitochondrial large ribosomal subunit.
CUCCGUUGCCCCCUAGGGCAGAGCACGGUGCGUUCAUCCCAGCAGGUGGCAGUAACGUGACCACAAGCGGCGAUUAUGAACGUCAAACACAUGCGCGGUAGCCUGUUGUGUUAACUGAUCCCCAACGCUUCAUGAAAGGAUGGCAGGGUACGGUUUAUUCUGCUCACCAAUGACAAUGAAAUGCCUUGCGACCAAUACACCCGUGUGGUUUUGUAUGAGUAACCUGUUGUAUAAAAAGCCGACGUGUGGAUACGCAAAGAAAGUUGAGAAAGGCAAGUGCAUCGUGAAAGAUGUGCUGAAGGGGCCGGAGCUGUGUAAGGACCCUGUGAAGCUCACCUCUCAUGCUGUCGGAGUCAACAUUUUGAAGCAAGGAGACGACCCUGCACUUAAACCACACAAGGAAUACCCAGAGUGGCUGUUCCAGUUACAGCUGGGUCCCCUUAAGAAUAUCCAUAAGCUGGAGCCAGAUAGCCGUGAAUACUGGAAGGUCCUGAGGAAGGAGCAGUGGUGCUUUAACAGGUUACACAAAGGGAAGAAGCUGUAGGACCGUGGCAGUGAUCAGCUGCUCUCUAGAGAACUGUGUUCUCUAGACACCAGACUGAGUCAAUACUCUCAGCCUGUAUGUCAUCUUUCUGCUGAAAAGGAAUAACCCAUCACCUUGACAACUUGGACUUUGUACUGUAAGCUAAGGCAAAUAGAAAGACCUGGAUUUUGAAUCCAUCUCAACUUUUGCCUUUUGAUUUCUUAUCUCAAAUGUUACCAUGUGUAGGCUUCUUUGAAAAAGAUGACGCAUACAGACAUGUUAUUUUAGAAUUAUGUGAGGGUAUGAGUUUUGAUUCACACCUUGCAGAUAGCAUCUGUAAUACUCUGUGAACAUACACAAUUAUUUCUCUUUUGUCUCUCUGUGUUUCAUAAAUGUCCUUAAAUUCACAAGGCUGAAUGUGUCUCACUGGAGAAAACCUCAGAGCGAACGAAACAGCACCCUUCUGUCUCAGUAUGUGUAGCCCAUCAUGAUGCUGUCUGCUCAAAAAGUGUAUGACAUUGUUGGCAGUAUACAAAGCGUGUGAAAAGUUAGGAUUUGGCUUGACACCAAUCACAUCAGAAGCCAAACGUCAGUGAUAGAAACAAACUUGAAUUGUUGUGUCGUUGUCCUCCGGUGCCUAGCUAGCUAAAAUCGUCCCUUUUCAUAGAUAGAGAUAGGGAUUUGGACUUUUGGUUUUACUUAAUUCUCUGUGCUGGCCAAUUAUUAUAAGGGAGAUUCUGAUCCAACCAUAAAUUCAUGCAUUGUGCCCCUGGCCUGAGAGGAUGGAAGUUCAACAUGACGCUAGAUGUAGUUGGCUAAUUUUAACUAACUGGUCUGGUGUAUCAUUGCCCAAGAAAGGAAGUUAGGCUAGCGAGCAAGCAUUUUAGCCAGGUAGCCUAGGACAAUUAAAAACUAUAGAAGUGUGUACUGUAUGACAUAGACCGUUUAGGCAACAUGAAAGAGUAGGAUGGCAUUUGCAUUUCCCUACAAGUAGGGUGAGUGAACAUGUUUUUUCUACUUACACACACAGAACUCAGUCCCAUGGACAGCCACAUCAUAUUUAGCUUAAGUUGAUUGGACUAAAUCGUUUUUGGUAUCUUUUAGUAGUCAGAUGAAGUGUAGCACAUGGGGAUGUGUGAAACUUACUCCUCAGCCUGAAGUGUCUACACUUGCGCCAGCAAAUAGAUAGCUUUUCGCGUAGCACCGACUGGUAAGACGUUACAGGAGGGCGGUCAUGUAUGCUAGCACGGCAGAGGUCCCAAGUUCUCGUUCAGAAAAAUGAAGGCCUUGUUUAUUGUUAGAACACGUAAAUACCUUUUUGAGAUCUGCUUAUUUCGUGCAAGAUUUUAUGUAUCAAUGGUGAAUAAAUUAACUGUUUUGAUUAUUCUGUAAGUGAUUAUUUUGAUUAUUCUACACAGUGGCGUGUUCAUGGAUGCCAAGGGAAGCCAGGCUUCCCCAAAUAUUUGACCAAUACCAAAAUAUUAAUAAAAUUAUAUUUCGUC